Molecule: messenger RNA, 1548 nt
Organism: Moneuplotes crassus
Lineage: Eukaryota; Ciliophora; Spirotrichea; Euplotida; Euplotidae
Source: the annotation of a GenBank genome assembly
AUGUUAAGUUAUUAUAAACACAUAUCUAAACUCCAAAUUUUAACAUAUUUUCUAGGCAAGGGAAAAUUCGGGGUUGUUCAAAGCGCAACUUCUGUGAAAAAUCCAGACCUGAAAGUGGCUGUAAAGUCCAUUAGAUUAGAAAAUAUCAAGUCUCUGUUCCACUCUUUUGCUUCUGAAGUAUACACACUUAAAAAGAUUGAUCAUCCGAAUGUGGUCAAUAUUAUCGAAAUCUUCAGAGAAGAAUCUGAGAUCCACAUCGUAAUGGAGUUCAUUGAAGGAGUUGAGCUCUUCCGGUAUCUCCUGAUGUCUGAAAAAUUUGAGGAAUCAAAAGCUGCUAUAGUUAUUAGACAACUUGUUAAAGUUGUCAAAUACAUUAAUUCUCUGGGUAUAUGACAUCGGGAUAUCAAACCAGAGAACAUUUUAUUUAACCCCAAAACUCUCCAAAUCAAGGUUCUUGACUUCGGAAUGGCCACUUUCUUCCAUAAGAAGACUCGACUUGAAUGAAAGUGUGGAAGCCCUUACUACAUUGCUCCAGAGGUUCUCGAUGGUUCCUAUAACAAGGAAUGUGAUAUGUGGAGUGUUGGGAUCUGAACUUAUGUAAUUCUAACCAAUACUUUCCCGUUCGACCCAGAAAGACUUGAGGACUUAUUCAGUGCUAUCAGAUAUCGUAAAAUUCCUUUCUUCAAAGAAGACUGGAAGAAUCUCAGUAAAGAGAGCAAGAAAUUUGUAGAGGCUCUCCUUCAGAAAGAUCCAAAGAAGAGACUUACGCCUGAUGAAGCAUUAACUCACCCUUUCUUAUCCGACAAAGAUGGUUCUGAGUUUAAAUUUAAUCCAAUUUUCUUGCAGAAAUUGGUAACAUCAGAUUCUUGAACUCCAUUCAAGAAGCAGAUUUGUGCUUUGAUUAUCAGACAUAUUGACUCUAAAACAAGAGAGGAACUUGAAAAAUGCUUCCAAGAUCUUGACACAGAAGGAACUGGGUUUAUCAAGCCAAGUCAGCUCCUUUUGUGUUUAGAGAAAUCCAAAAUUAGCGAUUCAAAAUUGGAUGAAAUCAAAAGGAGCAUUGAAUUCCAGAAAGACGUACCAAUAGACUUCUCUAGUUUCAUGACAAAGGUUCUAUUUCUCAAGAAAAAGUUUACUGAAGAAAACAUCAGGAAGGUUUUCCAGGAGCUUGAUCAAGAUAAUCUUGGCUAUGUGACAAAGGACAAUAUGACUGACUACUUUCAUCGCAAGCAUUCAGAAACAAUUUUGGAAGAAUCAGAUGAAUUCUUUCAAUACUCAAGAAUCGAAAAAGAAAGAGAAUUAGAGCUUUAUAAGAGCUUUUGUUCCAGAACAGAACAGGUUAACUUCGAAACUUUUAAGAGUUACAUACUCGGUCCAAGAAAGGAGGAACAUAAUUCCAUCCCCCCAGGGAACUCUUCAGGCUUUGUCUUCCCCAGGAGCUCUCUAAAAGAGUUCAAAGAGGCAUGUUCCUCCCAGAAGUGAACAGAGGCCGACACCGAAAGGAGCUCUUAAAGACGAUUUAUAAAUAUAUCCGACCAUACCCUUAUA